UUUCCUCCACGGGGUAUGAAGCGGAGGAAGCAACGAGGCUGAAACACUUGUCUGCUGCUGCUGCUGCUUCGUGUUCUUUCUCUCCCCAAAUGUUUUCAUCCUUUUGCUGCAUGAUUUCAAAUUGGUGGCUGUGAUUUUUCCAAUGGGGGUAAAUUGGUAUCAUUGGACAGGCUGAAAUAAGCAGGGAAAGGCAGUACUUCAACUCAAUUCCAUGCCAAUAAGGGCUUUCAAAGGCAAAAUCAGCACCUUGAACUGGAGCCGCAAGCAAACUGGCAACCAAGGCAGUUUUCGGAGCAGAGGAAAUGCCAAGAGGAGCCUUCUGGAUGGCAAAGAAUCAGAAGCAGCUUUAAAAAGGAAAGCGAAUCUGAAACAUCUGGUAAACGUCUUUUCCCUUUCCUCCAGAAUACCACAAAACCCUUCUCUUUCCUCAGCCAGUAAGAGACAAGAGAGAAAAAAAAUAGGAAGAGUUUUACACUGAUAAACAAUUAUUGUAUGUGGAACUCAAGGAAUCAGUAUAUAAAAAAAUAAACGUGGAACAUUUCCAGAUUCAGAAAAAGAGGAAAUAUCUAGAAGUCUGUGAGGAGGAAGCACUCAUUCCAGACAAUAAUGCAGGCCUUACCCUGUGAGAAAACAAACAGCUUGAACCAUUCAAGAAGAGAUCACAAAUAUUUUUGACCUCCUCAAGAAUCUAAGAGUAUCAGUGGCCGAAAAGCUCCACAGAUAUGCAUAUGGCGGGAAAAACACAGAUUGCAAAUCAGAGCUGAUUAUGCAUCACACUGGUGAAAAACCAUACAAAUGCUCUGAAUGUGGCAAAGUCUUUCGCUACACUUCCCAACUUACUGAGCAUAAAAUAACCCAUACUGAAGAAAAGCCCUACGAGUCCCCACAGUUUAGCAAAAAGUUUAGUAAGCAUGCCAACCUGCUGAUACACAAGAGGACACACACCGGAGAGAAACCAUAUGAGUGUUCGGAUUGUGGGAAAUGUUUCAGUAAGAAUUCCAACCUGGUGAUACACCAAAGGACUCACACAGGAGAAAAACCAUAUGAGUGUCCAGAUUGUGGGAAAAGCUUUAGUCAUAAUUCCUACUUGGUUAUACACCAGAGAACUCACACUGGGGAGAAACCAUAUGAGUGUCCAGAUUGUGGGAAAAGUUUCAAUAAUAAUUCUAACCUUGUGAGACACCAGAGGACUCAUACAGGAGAGAAACCAUAUGAGUGUCUCUACUGUGGGAAAAGCUUCAGUCAGAACUCUUGCCUGGUGAUCCACCAGAGGACUCAUACAGGCGAGAAACCAUAUAAGUGUCCAGAUUGUGGGAAAUGUUUCCAACAGAAUUCCAACCUGGUCAUACAUCAGAGGACUCACACAGGAGAGAAACCAUAUGAAUGUUCGGAUUGUGGGAAAUGUUUCAGUAAGAAUUCCAACUUGGUGAUACAUCAAAGCACUCACACAGGAGAGAAACCAUAUGUGUGUCUAUACUGUGGGAAAAGUUUCAGUCUCAACUCUUACUUGGUGAUACACAAGAGGACACACACCGGAGAGAAACUAUAUGAGUGUCCAGUUUGUGGGAAAAGUUUCAAUCAACAUUGUAACCUUGUGCAACACCAAAGUACUCACACAGGAGAGAAGCCAUAUGAGUGUCCAGAUUGUGGGAAAGCGUUCAGUUCGAAUUCUGACCUGGCGAGACACCAGAGGACUCACACAGGAGAGAAACCGUAUGAGUGUCCAGAUUGUGGGAAAACCUUUAGUCGUAAUUCCUACUUGGUUAUACACCAGAGAACUCACACUGGGGAGAAACCUUAUGAGUGUACAGAUUGUGGGAAAAGUUUCAAUAAUAAGUCUAAUCUUCUUAAACACCAGAUGAUUCACACAGGAGAGAAACCAUAUUAAUGUCCAAAUUGUGGGAAAGCGUUCAUUUCUGACCUGGUGAGGCACCAGAGGAUUCACACAGGAUGAGUUACUGGAUUGUGGGAAAAGUUUCAGUUGGAACUUCCACCUGGUGGAAUAAUAGGGAACUACAAAAGAGGAGCCCUUUGAAUGUCCCAAUUGUGGGAAAGCUUUCACAAGUAGGUUUAAUCUAAUAAAUUAUGUCAGUUUACACACAGAUCAAAAGCCAUUCAGAUGCCCAGUACUCAUAAAGGAGAAAAACCAUCAGCCAAGUUUAUUUAGACAUGAGAGACUCAACCAGAAGAAAUGCUCAGACACAAGACGAUUUGCUUGCAAAAAUCAAUGAAUUAGUAAAUGAGAAUUAGAAUUUCAACAAGAGUUUUCUGAAAGCAAAGAAAGAAACUAAAUAUAACUAUAUAUAAUUAGAAUUUUCCUAAGGCAUCAAACCAUUCUUAUUAUAUCCAAUUUGAUAUAUUACAGAAAGAUAGGAGUCCUUGAGGCAUAGUGGUUAGAAUGUACUAUUGCAGAGACAGUAACCAUUCCAAGAUAGUUACAACCAUUCAUUUAGUGAGCAUUCAAAGUUACAUCACUGAAAAAAGUGAGUUAUUACCCUUUUUCGUACUUAGGACCAUUGCAGCAUCAACAUUCAGAUGCUUGGCAACUGAUGGUUGCAAUGUCCUGGGGUCAUGGGAUCCCCUUUUGUGAUCUUCUGACAAGCCAAAUCAAUGGGGAAGCCAGAUUUACUUAACAACUGUGUUACUAAUUUAACAGCUGCAGUGAUUCAGUUAUCAAAUGUGGCAAGAAAGGUUAUAUAUAUUUUUUACUACCGGUGCUGUGGGUGUGGCUUAGUGGGCGUGGCUUGGUGAACCCGGCAUGGGAAGUAUACUGUAAUAUCUCCAUUCCCACCCCACUCCAGGGGAAGAUUACUGAAAAAUCCCCAUUUCCUCCCGAUCAGCUGGGACUCAGGAGGCAGAGAAUGGAUGGGGGUGGGGCCAGUCAGAAUUUUUAGUACCGGUUCUCCGAACUACUCAAACUUUCCGCUACCGGUUCUCUAGAACUGGUCAGAAUCUGCUGAAACCCACCUCUGUCUGUCCUCUGCCCAAAGGUUUUAUGUCUAUUAUCCUUGUUUUCUUAUCCUUCUCAUGUUUCCUACUACUUUUUCCUAUCAGUAUAUUAUGUGAUCAAUUAUUGUAUCUUAUGACUUAUGAUUGCCUUAUGAUGUAUGACUAUCAAUUUUAUUAUCAAUUAUCAAUACACUGAAAGCGUAUGCACCGGAGACCAUUUCCUUAUGUGCAAAGCACACUUGGCCAAUAAAGAAUUGUAUUCUAUUCUUUCCAAUUUUUGAUUAUUUUUUUUUCAAAUUCCAUGUCUGACUACAAGCACUGAAUUGCUCAGAGUCCCUCUGUCUUCAUUUUCACUUUUCAUUUUCCAUAAAGAUUUGUCCAAUGGCUUGCUGAAAUCCAAGUAUACCAUCUGCAGAGCAUUUUGCUGCUCUGGUAAUUUAAUUGCUUAAAUCAAAAAAAGGCAAUGACGUUUCUUUGGCAAAACCUGUUUCUAACUGAAGGGAAACAAUAAUAAGGAUAUAAUAAAUAAUACUAGAAUAUGAUAUACUGGUAUACUAGAUUCUGUAACCAUUAGGUUCCUGUAAUACAUAUAUGCCUUUGUAUUUGUAUCACAUAUAUUAUGCCUUUAUAUUUGUAUCUCCUGUAACAAACAUAUUCUGUUAUUAGACCUCUGUAAUGUAUCUGGUAUUUGUCAAAUGUAUGUCCCUGCCAUUUGACCUGAACUCAUAUCAAUCUUCUUUCUGUGCUAUCUAAAAGCAUGGUACCUAUCUCAGUUGAAACUACAGCCAUCAAGAAAGGGAUAAUUUACACCUCAGCCCUAAUUUAUGUUUGAUCUGGAUAAACUCCUGUCUUCCAGAGCCAGGGAGCUAAGUGGCCAAUUGAGUAAACAAAGAAAUGCUUAAGAUAAAACUAAUUGGGAAGUUUCUAUUCCCCCUUGCAGGGCAACAAGGAAUUCACAAACCUAAAUUAGGAGGCCAGAAUUGGGUACUAAGCUGACUUCUCUGAGGGUAUAAAAGGACACCAUACCUUCCCCAAGGUGUGGCUAUCUCCUCACAUGCAUUGUAUCUGUAUGUUCUGGAUAUAGUUCCACCCAGUAUUUUGUUUUUGGCCAUAAAUAAAAUCUGCUUUUUGCAA
Pantherophis guttatus is the source of this 4083-nucleotide messenger RNA. The record is from RefSeq and is a predicted model, not a curated record. Lineage: Eukaryota; Metazoa; Chordata; Lepidosauria; Squamata; Colubridae.